GCCAAGGUGGCCCCUGACCUGCCAUGUACCCCAACCCUCUCGUCUACUGCCCCUGCUGGGAUCCCUGGAACUUGGGACCACGGAAACUAAUUGAGACCCCUCGGCCACCAAGAAAGACCUCCCCAGUGAAAUCCAAGCUAACUCCUCCUCCUCCGGCUUCAAAAAAACAAAAUUAUGCCCAACUGAUAACAAAAUCUGUUAUCGCCCCAAAGUAUGUCAGAGAAAUGACAGAACCCGAUGGGAUUCCUCCCAGACCUCAGCUCCUACAAGCCCAGGAAAUAAUAAACGUGUCACCUGGCUACCGCUUCGUUCGGAAUAGGGAGCAGAUUUGCAUCACCUUGGGAGAUGAGAUGUCUGCUAGGAAAAAGCAUUCAGAAUCAGAGAUCAUGGACAAAGUCAGGACUUCCAGGACUGCUAUCAUUACUGACCUCGAAGAACAGAUCUCAGAGCUGACAGCGAUAAUAGAGCAAAUGAACAGAGCCCAUCGUUCUGCCCAAAAACUGCUUGCCAAUGAAAUGGAUCUCCGCUGUGCUGAGAUGCAGAAGAACUUUGAAAGCAAGAGGAGGGAGCUCGAGGAGACUCACGCAGCACAGCUCAGUGAGCUGGAGAAAAACUACAAAGCAGCCUUGAAGGCAGAGAAGUUGGCUGCCCAGGAUAAACUAGAGGAUAUGGGAAAGGAAUAUAAGUAUCUGAAUAAUAUGUUUCAUAUAUAUCAGGACAGCAUUUAUGAUGGAAUGGAGAAGUGGUCAGAGAAGAAGGCAGAAUGGGAGAAGGAGUGGGAAAAGAUCCUGUUACAGCAAAGUGAGUACAGAAAGUUUAGACUUUUUGAUGACAGAUGCACCACGAAACUAGCAUUAAGUUUGGUCUCGACUUGAGGAAGGCAGCCUUGAAGUCACGAAGGAUGAUGGGGGUGCUGCAUGGCUGGACUCCUGAAUGGAAAGGUGCCUGGAGUCUUCAAGAAAGUGCAACAAGGAUAGAGUCUUUUAUGUAGUUUAGCCACCUGAGGGUCUCAACCGUACCCUCCAGAACUCACUGAUUGCAAGUUUGGCAAUCAUGUGCUGGAACGAGCUUGUGGACAUCUGUAGGAUUGCAGACUUGUUUUCUGGGUACAGGUGACCCCGAAGUUCCAGAAAAAAAGCUCUUGAAUUAGUUUCAAAUAUUCACUUGUUGGGGGAGGGGCAACACAGUCCAUACUCCCACGUCCCCCCUAGAGAAAUUCAUGUUUGAUAUAUUUUUCAAUUGAGAUAUAUUUUAAUUGAUAUAAGGUGUACAACAUGUUGAUUUGAUACAGUCAUAUAUUGCUGUGUAUUUUUUUAAUAUUUCCAACACUUAGCACAGAGCCUGGAUCAUACAUAGUGCCCUAUAGGACACUUUCCUACCUCCACUGAGCUUCUUCAUAAAUGGAAAAAAGAGAGAGAAAUCUCUGGAAACUGCUCCCUGACCUAGAGGACUAGUUGAGGUAGAAUUGGGGGCUCUAUAAACCUAUUCCAGAUUUAGUUGAUAUUCACAAAUUUAGUUGAUAUUCACAAAUCACUCAUAUAAAUGCAGAUACUCCCUGGGAAAGGUCAUCCUUAAAGCCCUUCCCACCCUGGACUCCCAGGAGGUAGCAUGAAGACCCUGGAGUCAAGGCUGGGGAAUGGGGUGUGGAGCUGCUCCUGUCUGAGUCUUUACCUGGAAUCUUGGUGUAGCAUAGCCCACGUCAUCACCCGGACUCCCAGCUACUCGUACUACGCUCAUCCCAUGUUGCCAGAGUCUAUGCUAAGAUGCUACGAGCAGUUUUGCAAGACCGGAAUUUAGCUGCUCAUAGUGUAGCUCAGUCCAGACUUAUCUUGUGAGCCCAGGGGUUGCCUC
Orcinus orca (killer whale) is the source of this 1851-nucleotide messenger RNA. It is a transcript of the gene FLACC1, whose product is annotated as flagellum associated containing coiled-coil domains 1. The transcript has 9 exons. Gene Ontology annotation, cellular component: cytoplasm; outer dense fiber; sperm fibrous sheath. Bases 24 to 875 code for a protein of 283 amino acids. The record is from RefSeq and is a predicted model, not a curated record. NCBI's taxonomy places the organism in Eukaryota, Metazoa, Chordata, Mammalia, Artiodactyla, Delphinidae.